Vicia villosa (hairy vetch) is the source of this 450-nucleotide messenger RNA. RefSeq lists its product as uncharacterized. The coding region runs from base 1 to 450 and encodes 149 amino acids. Gene Ontology annotation, molecular function: nucleic acid binding. The record is from RefSeq and is a predicted model, not a curated record. Gene Ontology annotation, biological process: DNA integration. NCBI's taxonomy places the organism in Eukaryota, Viridiplantae, Streptophyta, Magnoliopsida, Fabales, Fabaceae. The transcript has a single exon.
AUGCAUGGGGGCAUCCAACACGUCCCUGCAAGCGAAUUACAUGCUAUUGUAAAACCUUGGCCAUUCAGAGGAUGGGAUUUAGACGUAAUUGGGGAAAUAAAACCAGCUUCAUCGAAACAACAGAGGUAUAUUUUGGUCGGUAUCGAUUAUUUUACAAAGUGGGUCGAAGUGGUAGCUUUGAGAAACGUCGAUCAAGAAGCCGUGAUAGAUUUCAUACAAGAUCACAUUAUAUGUCGAUUUGGAAUACCAGAGACUAUCACAACCGACCAAGGAACGGUGUUCACUGGGAAGAAAAUGCAGGAGUUCGCCCAGGAGGUUGGCAUAAAGUUGUUGACGUCGACAUCAUACUACACCCAGGCGAAUGGUCAAGUCGAAGCUGCCAACAAGGUGAUAAUCAGCCUGAUUAAAAAGCAUGUAGGAAAAAGCCAAAAACUUGGCAUCAGUCUUUAA